Messenger RNA from Cercopithifilaria johnstoni, 414 nucleotides. Lineage: Eukaryota; Metazoa; Nematoda; Chromadorea; Rhabditida; Onchocercidae. The record is from the annotation of a GenBank genome assembly.
AUGGUUGCAAAAAAUAUGCGCGAAUACGUCAAUGCUUUAACUAUUAUAAUUAUUACGUGCUUUGUUCUGGGUAAAUUUGCUACAACUAUAAUAAUACCAAUGUUAUGCUUAUGCCUCUGUCUUGCUCGAUUCUGUUAUGUUACUCGCCAAAAAAAGGAACCGGAAAAGCUGAAAUGCUCAAGAGAGAUACAUCGAGCUGUUUCUUAUGCACGUCUUUCAAAUUCAGUGAGUAAUACAAAAUCAGAAAGUGGCACACCACAACACUUUAUGACUGACUCGACGAUCAUUGAUAUGUCCAGAAGUGAACGACAGAUUGCGAAGGGGCAGCUAGGCCGAUCACAAUGUGGAGGAGAAUUGAAAAGCAAAUAUAUCUCAGUGACCGGUUCCACAUCUGAGCAGGACGACCGCUUAUAA